Molecule: messenger RNA, 5793 nt
Organism: Erinaceus europaeus (western European hedgehog)
Lineage: Eukaryota; Metazoa; Chordata; Mammalia; Eulipotyphla; Erinaceidae
Gene: IQSEC1
Product: IQ motif and Sec7 domain ArfGEF 1
Exons: 14
Coding region: 100-3663 (1187 amino acids)
Biological process (GO): actin cytoskeleton organization; regulation of ARF protein signal transduction
Molecular function (GO): protein binding; guanyl-nucleotide exchange factor activity
Source: RefSeq, a predicted model, not a curated record
CCCCCGGGCCGAGCGCCGAGCCCGGAGCCCGCCGCGCAGCAUGGCCGCCCCGCCGCCCCGCCGCCCGCUCGCCUAGGCGCUGCCCGCCGGGCGGGGAUCAUGGCCAGCGCGGCCGAGCCCCCGGGCCAGGCGGCCGAGUACCUGCGGGAGCUCACCCGCAUCGUGGCGGCGCAGCAGGAGCUGCUGGCGCGCCGGCGGCGGCGCAUCGAGGAGCUGGAGCGCCAAGUGGCCCGGCUGAGCCGCGAGAACGCCGGCCUGCACGAGCGCCACCGGCGCCACCUGGCCUCGUGCGCCCGCCGCCCCGACCCUGCGCCCGGCCCCGCGCCCCCGCUGCACGCCAUCCCCGAGCUCGGGGGCCUCCGCGACAAUGUGGAGGGCGAGGUCCCCAGCAGCGAGACUGGCACAUCCCUGGACAGCACGUCGACCUACCACCAGGGGCCCCCGGUGUCCGGGGCCGGCCUGAGCCCUGACCACUACGAGCGCGCGGCCGUGGGGGCCUAUGGGCUGUACGGGGGCCCGGCGGGGCAGCGCGCACGAAGGCCCAAGCUGCAGCACUCCACCUCCAUCCUGCGCAAGCAGGCCGAGGAGGAGGCCAUCAAGCGCUCGCGCUCGCUCUCCGAGAGCUAUGAGCUCUCCUCUGACCUGCAGGACAAGCAGGUGGAGAUGCUAGAGCGGAAGUAUGGGGGGCGCCUCGUGACCCGCCAUGCAGCCCGCACAAUCCAGACGGCCUUCCGCCAGUACCAGAUGAACAAGAACUUCGAGCGUCUGCGCAGCUCCAUGUCCGAGAACCGCAUGUCGCGCCGCAUCGUGCUGUCCAACAUGAGGAUGCAGUUCUCCUUCGAAGGGCCCGAGAAGGUGCACAGCUCCUACUUCGAGGGCAAGCAGGUCUCUGUGACUGACGACGGCACCCCUCUGGGGCCCCUGGGGCCCCCCGAGUGCGCCGACCUGGCCGCGCCUCCCGCCCUGCAGCCCCCGGCCCCUGCUGGCGACUUCAGCGACGCCAUCACGGAGCUAGAAGAUGCCUUCUCGCGGCAGGUGAAGUCCCUGGCCGAGUCCAUCGACGAUGCCCUCAACUGCCGCAGCCUACACACCCCCGAGGAGGCACCUGUACCCGAGGCCAGCCGCGCCCGGGACGCGGAGCCCAAGCCGGCCCUGCACAGCGUGGACCCCCGGCAGCUGGACGAGAUGACCGCCUCCUACAGCGACGUCACUCUGUACAUUGACGAGGAGGAGCUGUCGCCACCACCGCUGUCCCUGUCGCAGGCCGGACACCGGCCAGGCAGCGCCGAGUCAGACCUGCGGCUGCGGGUGGGGGGCUCGGCCCCUGACUACUGGGCCCUGGCCCACAAGGACAGCAAGGGGGAUACGGACACGAGCUACCGCAGCACACCCUCGCUAGAGCGGCAGGAGCAGCGGCUGCGGGUGGAGCACCUGCCCCUGCUUACCAUCGAGCCGCCCAGCGACAGCUCAGUGGACCUCAGCGACCGCUCAGACCGCGGCUCCCUCAAGCGGCAAGGCGCCUAUGAACGCGGGCUGGGUGGCCAACAGGGCAGCCCCAAGCACGGCCCCCUGGGCGGCGCCCCCAAGGGCCUGGCCAGGGAGGAGCCCGAGCUGCGGGCCCGGCCCCCCAGGCCCCUGGACAGCCACCUGGCCAUCAAUGGCUCGGCCAACCGACAGAGCAAGUCCGAGUCAGACUAUUCUGACGGGGACAAUGACAGCAUCAAUAGCACUUCCAACUCCAAUGACACCAUCAACUGCAGCUCUGAGUCUUCGUCACGGGACAGCCUGCGCGAGCAGACGCUCAGCAAGCAGACCUACCACAAGGAGACGCGCAACAGCUGGGACUCACCUGCCUUCAGCAACGACGUCAUCCGUAAGAGGCACUACCGCAUCGGCCUCAACCUCUUCAACAAGAAGCCUGAGAAGGGCGUGCAGUACCUUAUCGAGCGUGGCUUCGUGCCUGACACGCCAGUGGGGGUGGCCCACUUCCUGCUGCAGCGCAAAGGCCUCAGCCGGCAGAUGAUUGGCGAGUUCUUGGGCAACCGGCAGAAGCAGUUCAACCGUGAUGUGCUCGACUGCGUGGUGGAUGAGAUGGACUUCUGUGCAAUGGAGCUGGACGAGGCACUCAGGAAGUUCCAGGCACACAUCCGCGUGCAGGGGGAGGCCCAGAAGGUGGAGCGGCUCAUUGAGGCCUUCAGCCAGCGCUACUGCAUCUGCAACCCCGGGGUGGUGCGGCAGUUCCGGAACCCCGACACCAUCUUCAUCUUGGCUUUCGCCGUCAUCCUGCUCAACACCGACAUGUACAGCCCCAACGUCAAGCCCGAGCGCAAGAUGAAGCUGGAGGACUUCGUCAAGAACCUCCGGGGGGUAGAUGACGGCGAGGACAUCCCCCGGGAGAUGCUGGUGGGCAUCUACGAGCGGAUCCGCAAGCGGGAGCUGAAGACCAACGAGGACCACGUGUCGCAGGUGCAGAAGGUGGAGAAGCUCAUCGUGGGGAAGAAGCCGAUUGGAUCCCUGCAUCACGGACUCGGCUGUGUGCUUUCACUGCCCCACCGGCGGCUGGUCUGCUACUGCCGACUCUUCGAGGUUCCAGACCCCAACAAGCCCCAGAAGCUCGGCCUGCACCAGCGUGAGAUCUUCUUAUUCAACGACCUGCUGGUGGUCACCAAGAUCUUCCAGAAGAAGAAGAACUCAGUGACAUACAGCUUCCGACAGUCCUUCUCCCUGUAUGGCAUGCAGGUCCUGCUCUUCGAGAACCAGUACUACCCCAAUGGCAUCCGGCUCACGUCUGCCGUCCCGGGGGCCGACAUCAAGGUGCUGAUCAACUUCAACGCGCCCAACCCUCAGGACCGCAAGAAGUUCACGGAUGACCUGCGGGAGUCCGUCGCUGAGGUGCAGGAGAUGGAGAAGCACCGCAUCGAGUCCGAGCUGGAGAAGCAGAAGGGCGUGGUACGGCCCAGCACAUCCCAGUGCUCUGGCCUCAGGAAGGAGCCAGGCAACGGGACGCUGAGCCGGGCCUGCCUGGACGACAGCUACGCCAGCGGCGAGGGCCUCAAGCGCAGCGCCCUGAGCAGCUCUCUGCGCGACCUCUCUGAAGCGGGGAAGCGAGGGCGUCGCAGCAGUGCGGGAUCGCUAGAGAGCAAUGUGGAAGGGUCCAUCAUUAGCAGUCCUCACACGCGCCGGAGAGCUACAUCAACACGCGAAUGCCCACCUCGCCCACACCAGACUAUGCCCAACUCCUCCUCCCUCCUGGGCUCCCUAUUCGGGAGUAAGAGAGGGAAGCCCCCUCCCCAGGCCCACCUGCCCGCAGCCCCACCGCACCCCUUGGCCGCCCACCACCCAGGACCCCCCGAGGGCCCCAUGCAGCCCCCGGGCCAUGGGCACCAUGCCCAGUACUGCCACCUGCAGCAGAACCCACCCCCCUACCACCACCACCACCACUACCACCCGCCCCAGCACAUCCAGCACGCUCACCAGUACCACCACGGUCCCCACGGGGGGCACCCCCCCUACGGGUCCUACGCUCACAGCCACCUGCCCUCGGCCCACGCUGGCCACUUGGUUCAUGCCGGCCACACCACACACCAUCACGGGCAGCCUCCUGCCCCACCACCACCCACCAGCAGUAAGGCCAAACCCAGUGGCAUCAGCACAAUUGUGUAGACAGCCCGGGCAGGGGGGUUCCUAGACCUCCCGACAGAACUGCACACACAUGGGGGCCCGCCCGGGGCCACCAGCCUCAGACCAGACCCAGGACACUUUGGUUCCCAGCUCCUCCUUCUGCUCCCCAUGGCCUGGACAGAGCCCCACCACCCCACCCCCAGCCUGGCCCGAGGGGCUCGUGCUGGAGGGUCAAGGCUCGGAGUUCAUUUAGUGUUGGCACCCGGGCUCCAUCCAGCCUCAGCCCAAGGAGGGGGGGGCCUUGGCCACCGGCCACAUAGAUGUUGAAGCCCCCCUACACGUACGCGCACACACACACCGCCAACAUAGUAGCGCUCAGCUCCCUAACUGACAUGCAUAUGAAAAACCCCAGCCUAGGAACAGAAGAAACGAGACACAAGCCAGAGACAAAACACAAACCCCAAACUUGCUGCAUUACUGCUCUUUUAUUUGGUAACGGGCAAAAAAAAAAAAAAAAAAAAAAAAGUUGACCUGAUAUGGUUGAUGAAAAUACGUAAGUAAACUUUAUAUAAUAUAAAUAUAUAAAUAUAUAAAUAAAAAAUAUAUAUAUACUGUAUAGUUAGUAUUUGUGUGUGAGAGGGAAGCAUUUCAGUCCAGACAAGUAGCAAUAGGACUCGACAAGGAGCUCCACUUACCUGAUAGGAAGACCCUUAGACAGAUGUAUACAAGAAUAGACCAAAAACUUUAAUGCUAGGAACAUAUUCAGAUAUUCCAUAUUUUCGUAAAAAAAAAAAAAAAAGAAAGAAAGAAAAAGCAGUCCCUCUAGGACUGGCUAAAAACUGUACGCGAUCAUAACUAACUGUGCCAAGUGACAUAGCAUCUAACUGUUAAAAAAAAGAAAAAGUCAGAUAUUGCUUUGUAUAAAUCCUUAUUUUAUUAACAGAAUAUUAUCAUAAGUCUUCAGUAUUAUAACUGCUCUGUGACUUCAGGUAAGCAAAUAGAUACACGAUGCAGUAGCAGCUGGGGCCGCCUAGCCCAGGGCUGGCUGUCUCAGACUGCUAGUUACCCGACUCUUAAGACACUUUAAUGGCUGCGAUAACUGUGAAUCUCCAUGCCCCACCUUUCUUUUCUCCACAUCUGACCGAUCACACACUCAGAGUCCACUGAGCAGGGGCUCACCCCCACCCCCACCCCCACCCCAGCAGACGUCCUCAGCUCCAACAUGAAAGCGAUCAACCUUUCAUCCUGUCUCCUCCAAUGCCAUAACGUCCUCAUCCUGUCCCAGGUGCCCCAGGCAGAAGCUCCCCAGCCUGCAGGUGGAUCGUAGCGUUUAGAAGCCCAGGGCGGUGUGUGUGUUUCCCGUUGUGUUUUCUGAGUGGUAGCCGUGAUGACCAUUGUGAUUCCAUGUAGCCAUGUGCUAGCACAAACCCCCUUCCGCCCCGUGUCAUCACCGUGGCCCAUCCGUGCCCAGCCCAGCAGCACCGGCCUCGCCAGCACAGCCCCCGCCGCUGCCUUCCCAUGGCCCCGUAGCUGCCAGGGCAUCCCAUGGCUCUCAGCUGUGCUCUUGUCGCUUCCGUGUUGUGAUGACACCAUCCGCUCCCACCCCCGGGGCCAGGGCCGUGCUGGGGUCACCCAUGGGGGCCGUGCUUUGCAGUUUCAGCCUUUCGAGCCAUUGCAGCCGCCAGUGCUGUGCUCCUAAGCCGUGGGACCGAGGAGCGCCCGGGGCACCUGCCCGGGUGGGGAGCCCCUUCAGAAAGGGCGAAGCUAAGCCCGGACUCUGCGUGUGGCCAGCCAGGCAGGACAGCAAGAGGACAGAGGGGAGCCUGCCCUGGGCCGACCCCCAACCCCCUGACCCCCAACCCCCAUGUCGUGUCAUUGAGGUCACCAUACCAGCAAAUCUGCAACCCAAGCACUUUGUUCAUGUCCAGAGAGCAGAUCCAGCAAUCCAGAGCCUUCCUGGACUGAGUGACUGGAGCCGGGCUGGGUGGGGGCUCCCCAAGGCACCCUGUCUCGUGGUUUGGAAGGCUGCUGUUCCAGCCAGGCAAAGUCCCACUGUACUGCAUGCCACCUGGCGUGGGUCUCGAGGCCACUCUCUCUGUAUUGUAUAUUUGCAAACUCUUAUCAGUGUUACUGUUGACAAAUAGUUGAAGUAAAGUGAUCACAUGUUAAAUA